AGUACGGCGGGCGGCACUAGAGGGAGCUGCGGCCGCGCCCGCCCCGCCGCGCCGGCCCGGCCCCGAGCGCCGCCUCCCCAGCCAGCGCCGCCGCGAUGGCGGAGGACAGCGAGUCUGCGGCCAGCCAGCAGAGCCUGGACCUGGACGACCAGGACACGUGCGGGAUAGACGGAGACAAUGAGGAGGAGAUGGAGCACGCCAAAGGAAGUCCUGGAGGGUAUUUGGGAGCCAAAAAGAAAAAGAAGAAACAGAAGAGAAAAAAGGAGAAACCAAAUUCCGGAGGCACCAAGUCAGAUUCGGCGUCUGAUUCCCAGGAGAUUAAAAUUCAGCAGCCUUCGAAACACAACACCAUCUGGCAGCAGAUUUCAGCGGGAACAGCCAUGGAAUCCCAGCGUUCCAAUGGAGAAGUUACAGGAUAUCCAGAGAGCAAUGGAGCUGUUAUCCGCAUGCCAGGGCCCAGCCAGGAACAUUGAUGAGGCUGCAAAGCACAGAUACCAGUUUUGGGACACACAGCCAGUACCUAAACUAGAUGAAGUCAUAACAUCUCAUGGUGCAAUUGAACCAGAUAAAGACAAUGUACGCCAAGAACCAUAUUCUUUGCCACAGGGUUUUAUGUGGGACACUUUAGACUUGAGUAAUGCCGAAGUGCUCAAGGAGUUAUACACGUUGUUAAAUGAGAAUUACGUAGAAGAUGAUGACAAUAUGUUCCGAUUUGACUAUUCACCCGAGUUCCUGUUGUGGGCUCUGCGUCCACCAGGCUGGCUCCUGCAGUGGCACUGUGGGGUCAGAGUGUCUUCAAACAAAAAACUGGUCGGGUUCAUAAGCGCCGUCCCAGCAAACAUUCGGAUUUAUGACAGUGUGAAGAAGAUGGUAGAAAUCAACUUUCUUUGUGUUCAUAAGAAGUUGAGAUCCAAACGGGUAGCUCCAGUGCUAAUCCGAGAAAUCACUAGAAGAGUGAACCUGGAAGGGAUCUUCCAGGCUGUGUACACCGCGGGAGUGGUUCUUCCUAAGCCUGUGGCCACGUGCAGAUACUGGCAUCGAUCCCUAAACCCCAGAAAACUGGUAGAAGUGAAAUUUUCUCACUUGAGUAGAAAUAUGACUUUACAGAGAACAAUGAAACUCUACAGACUUCCAGAUGUUACGAAGACUUCAGGUUUGAGACCAAUGGAACCAAAAGAUAUCAAAUCCGUUCGAGAAUUAAUCAACACUUACCUGAAGCAGUUUCAUCUGGCUCCAGUGAUGGAUGAAGAGGAAGUAGCCCACUGGUUCCUCCCCCGGGAGCACAUUAUUGACACGUUUGUAGUGGAGAGCCCCAACGGUAAACUGACUGACUUCCUGAGCUUCUAUACGCUCCCCUCCACGGUGAUGCACCACCCUGCUCACAAGAGCCUCAAAGCCGCCUACUCAUUCUACAACAUCCACACAGAGACGCCUCUGCUGGACCUCAUGAGCGACGCGCUCAUCCUCGCUAAAUCGAAAGGAUUUGAUGUAUUCAAUGCACUGGAUUUGAUGGAAAAUAAGACAUUCUUGGAAAAACUCAAGUUUGGUAUAGGAGAUGGCAAUUUGCAGUAUUACCUGUACAAUUGGAGGUGUCCAGGUACAGAUUCUGAAAAGGUUGGACUAGUACUACAAUAGAUGGAUAUUUUUAUUUCUAGAACUCUGACAUCAUCAUUUGUUAAUAUUUAAUGAUUUCUGGAACUGCCAUUCCAAAGAAGAAUAAAAGCACAACUCAAGUGAGAUUGAAGUAGUCGAUAAUCAGAAAAGAUGACAAAAGUCCACAUGUGACAUUUGUACACAUUUCUAGCUAGAAUGUUAAAGUUCAUCCUCUUUUCACUGUUGACCUAUUUGUGGGAGGGAUGAAAGGCUAUAAAGAGCACACUCUUGUAAUUUUCAAAUUUUUGCCUGUCUCUUGAAGAGAGGUGUUUUUUCACCCUUAGAAAAGGGACUAAUUUUCUACGGACUAAGUAGAAGUUACAGUCAUGUAAGAAAAAUCUUUGCUAUUGUGUGGAGAUGAACUGCUGCAUUUCUGUUUCUUAAGUGAUGGUACAUUUGUCCAUGUAACAGAACAAAAGAUCCAUUUGGAAAUUUUUUUUACUGGUAUCGCCUUACAUGGUUAUCACUGGGAACAUUUAUGGAAUCAACACUUCUGUAGCUCAGUGACAGGUGGGGGUUAUUUAAGUGCAGAGCAAUAUUAAAAUGUACUGGUGACUAGUACAUGUAUUUCUCCAUAAGCAGAGCUGCCAAAUCAGUAAACAUACAAGUUUGUACUUUGAUCUUCACCAGGUCAGUGGAUUGCUUGAAAAGCAAAGUUUUCUGCAAGCACUCACUAUGCUCUCUAUAAGAGCCUGUGGCCGGGCGCGGUGGCUCACGCCUGUAAUCCCAGCACUUUGGGAGGCCGAGGCGGGCGGAUCACGAGGUCGGGAGAUGGAGACCAUCCCAGCCAACACGGUGAAACCCCGUCUCUAUUAAAAAUACAAAAAUUAGCUGGGCGUGGUGGCGUGCGCCUGUAAUCCCAGCUACUUGGAAGGCUGAGGCAGGAGAAUCACUUGAACCCAAGAGGUGAGGUUGCAGUGAGCCGAGAUGGAGCCACUGCACUCCAGCCUGGGUGACAGAGCACAAGACUCCGUCUCAAAAAAAAGAAGAAAAAAGAAAGAGCCUGUGCCCACGACUAACUAGACUUUUCUGCUGUUGUGCAAAGUUCAGUUUCUUCUCAGCAACAUCAAGGAUAUAUGAAGAAAAGGAAAUAAAAACUGUAAAGUCAAAAGAGAUGCCUGGUGGAACUUAUUCAUGCUAUCAGGGCAUUGAUAGUUUGAAUGUUUUUAUUACUUACGCAAAAUUGCACAUACUCCUCUACGCUGACUUUAUCAUGAAAACUGUCAUGUGUCAUGCUAAUGGAAAAUGUCUUAUUUGUAAAUAAGUAUUCAUAAUUUUGUUACUGAUGGUGUUUUUAAUCUAGAAUUUGAAAAACUU
This is a messenger RNA of Piliocolobus tephrosceles (Ugandan red Colobus), 2970 nucleotides long. RefSeq names its product N-myristoyltransferase 2 (gene NMT2). Gene Ontology annotation, biological process: N-terminal peptidyl-glycine N-myristoylation. The transcript has 13 exons. Bases 178 to 1635 code for a protein of 485 amino acids. Gene Ontology annotation, cellular component: cytoplasm. Lineage: Eukaryota; Metazoa; Chordata; Mammalia; Primates; Cercopithecidae. The record is from RefSeq and is a predicted model, not a curated record. Gene Ontology annotation, molecular function: glycylpeptide N-tetradecanoyltransferase activity.